CUGUUAUUCUGCGGCCAAUGACCGCACGGGGGCGGGGCCUGUGGGACCGGGGGCCUGAGGCGAGCGCGGCACGGGCCGCCCGGUGCCGAUGGAGGCGGCGGUGCCAGGCCCGCAGCCUGCCGCAGCCAUCAGGCCCAUCGACCGUAAGUCCGUCCAUCGGAUCUGCUCGGGACAGGUGGUGCUCAGCCUCGGCACUGCCGUUAAGGAGCUGGUGGAAAACAGCCUGGACGCUGGAGCUACCAACAUCGAUAUAAAACUUAAAGAUCAUGGAGCAGAACUGAUAGAGGUUUCAGACAAUGGAGGUGGAGUGGAAGAGGAAAACUUUGAAGGCUUGACUCUGAAACAUUAUACGUCAAAGAUACAAGACUUUUCUGAUCUAAUACGUGUUGAAACAUUUGGGUUUCGAGGUGAAGCUCUGAGUUCACUGUGUGCAUUAAGUGAUGUUACCAUUUUUACCUGCCAUAAGUCAGCAAAGGUUGGGACUCGUUUGGUGUUUGAUCACAAUGGUAAAAUUACUCAGAAAACUCCUUUUCCACGACAACAAGGAACAACUGUUAACAUACAGCAGUUAUUUUAUACUUUGCCAGUGCGGCAUAAGGAAUUUCAAAGAAACAUUAAAAAGGAAUAUGCAAAAAUGGUCCAGCUGUUGCAGGCAUACUGUAUUGUUUCAAAAGGAGUGCGGAUUAACUGCACCAACCAAGUUGGCCAGGGGAAAAAAAACUCGGUGGUAUCCACUACUGGAAGUGCUAGUUUAAAGGAGAACAUUGGAGCAGUGUUUGGGCAAAAACAGUUGCAGAGCCUUAUCCCUUUUGUUCAGCUGCCUCCUAACGAAGCUGUUUGCGAAGAAUAUGGACUCAAGGCUUGUGACAUGCCCCAAAAUCUUUAUAGCAUUACGGGCUUCAUUUCUCGUUGUGACCACGGUGUUGGGAGGAGUGCAACAGACAGACAGUUUUUCUUCAUCAACCAACGGCCGUGUGACCCAGCAAAGGUUGUCAAGCUGGUGAAUGAAGUUUAUCACUUAUACAAUAAACACCAGUAUCCAUUUGUUGUCCUUAACAUUUGUGUAGAUUCUGAGUGUGUUGACAUCAAUGUAACUCCAGACAAAAGGCAAAUUUUACUUCAGGAGGAAAAGCUUUUAUUAGCAAUUUUAAAAACUUCUCUGAUGGAAAUGUUUGGUAAUGAUGUUAACAAACUGAAUGUCAAUCAGAAACUUCUGGACAUGGCAGGCAACUUGAAGAAGACGCCUCCUGAAGAGACAGAAGAGCCUCAGGUAGAAGUGCUGCAUGACUCUGAGACUGAAAAUCCAAGUGGUGAAGGAAAAAGAACAAUGACUCUUGCCAGAUUAAGGGAGUCAUUCUCCCUCCAUCAAACAACAGAGAGCAAUUUUCGAAGCCCUAAAAGGGUGAAACAGCAGCACAGCUCCCCUAGGCAAAUGUCACUUGAUAGUGCUCUAUGUACUGUAAAGACUCAAAAGGCUGCCUUGACUAAGGAGUCCCAGAGAUGUCGUAAGAUGGACUCAAAGAGAUCAAUUCCAAGCAGACAUUUGAGAAAAUUAGAAGAAAAUGCAGAUUCUGAAUUCCGCAGCACUUCUGAGUCAGAUGCUGGAUGUAGUACACCAGAAGCUGGGAGCUGCUUCAGUAGUGAACGUGAAAUUAGUCCUCCUGAAGAAGAACUUCACAAUGAACGUCUUGAAACCACCGGAUGUAGUGAGAAAUCAUUGGAAUGUGAUGUUCAGGUCUUGGGCACUGAACAGAAGUUAAAUCAAGUGAAUGACUGGACUAAUCAAAGUAAGUUGUCUCAAGAAGCCAAUAGCACUUCCUCAAGAGUAAAAUGUUUUAAAAGCAGAAGCUCUAGAAGUGAUGCAGAUGAGUUCAAGGCAGGUGAAUGUCCCGAAGUGAAGAAUGCCAGGAACAACAUGCCCAGUGUUGAUGUACUGGUGGAAGUUAAAAAGAAAACUGUGCCACUUGAAUUCUCUAUGAAGGUUUUAGCAGAAAAGGUAAAAAAGGUAAUACAGCAACAACAGAAAAGAACAGAAACACAAAAUUACAGAAGAUUUAAAGCAAAAAUUAGUCCUGGAGAAAAUAAAGUAGCAGAAGAUGAAUUAAGAAAAGAGAUCAGUAAAGAAAUGUUUGCAAAAAUGGAAAUAAUUGGCCAGUUCAAUUUAGGGUUUAUAAUAGCAAAGUUGAAUUCUGAUCUCUUCAUAAUUGACCAACAUGCUACUGAUGAGAAAUACAACUUUGAGAUGUUACAACAACACACCGUUCUUCAAGGUCAGAAGCUGAUAGCGCCUCAAAAUCUCAAUUUAACAGCGGUAAAUGAAACUGUAUUAAUUGAAAACCUGGAAAUAUUCAGAAAAAAUGGGUUUGAUUUUGUCAUAAAUGAAAAUGCUCCUGUAACGCAAAGAGUUAAAUUAGUAUCGUUGCCAACAAGCAAAAACUGGACAUUUGGUCCCCAAGACAUAGACGAGCUGAUCUUCAUGCUGAGCGACUGCCCUGGCGUGAUGUGCAGGCCCUCCAGGGUCAGGCAGAUGUUUGCUUCCCGAGCCUGCAGGAAGUCUGUGAUGAUUGGCACUGCGCUGAAUAUGCAGGAAAUGAGGAAACUGAUCACCCACAUGGGUGAGAUCGAGCACCCCUGGAACUGCCCCCACGGGAGGCCCACCAUGAGGCACAUAGUCAGUUUAGACCUCAUUUCACCAGAAUAAGUCAGUUUCUGUUAUUAAUGUUUAAAAUUUUAAUUCUUGGCAAUAUUUUGAGCUUUUAUCAUGACUCUCUUGAGUAAAAAACAUUUUAGCCAGCCUUAAGAUGAGAAGACGGUAACAAACUGCAAGGUUUCAUUGUUGUUCCUAUCAAGUCAACAAUAUCAACAUAUUGGAAUUCAUGUGUAAAUAACAUUUCUUUUAUUGCUAUGUGCUGUAUUACUUAUUUUUGCAAUCAAGACUUUUAAAAAAUAAAUAUAAAUGUUUAUACGUAAA
Messenger RNA from Calidris pugnax (ruff), 2971 nucleotides. It is a transcript of the gene PMS2, whose product is annotated as PMS1 homolog 2, mismatch repair system component. Bases 89 to 2701 code for a protein of 870 amino acids. NCBI's taxonomy places the organism in Eukaryota, Metazoa, Chordata, Aves, Charadriiformes, Scolopacidae. The record is from RefSeq and is a predicted model, not a curated record. The transcript has 15 exons. Gene Ontology annotation, biological process: mismatch repair. Gene Ontology annotation, cellular component: MutLalpha complex. Gene Ontology annotation, molecular function: ATP-dependent DNA damage sensor activity; ATP binding; mismatched DNA binding.